This is a messenger RNA of Lachancea dasiensis, 120 nucleotides long. The record is from the annotation of a GenBank genome assembly. NCBI's taxonomy places the organism in Eukaryota, Fungi, Ascomycota, Saccharomycetes, Saccharomycetales, Saccharomycetaceae.
AUGUUGCCAGCUGGUGUUAUUUUGGUCUUCGUCCUAAUCUUUUUGGCCUUCUGUGCUGUUGCCGGUACCGUCGGCUACAAGAAGAUUCAAGCUAGAAAGGCCGGUCUACAAAAGUUCUAA